Molecule: messenger RNA, 3166 nt
Organism: Leguminivora glycinivorella
Lineage: Eukaryota; Metazoa; Arthropoda; Insecta; Lepidoptera; Tortricidae
Gene: stl
Product: A disintegrin and metalloproteinase with thrombospondin motifs 16-like
Exons: 18
Coding region: 76-3108 (1010 amino acids)
Biological process (GO): extracellular matrix organization; proteolysis
Cellular component (GO): extracellular matrix
Molecular function (GO): metalloendopeptidase activity
Source: RefSeq, a predicted model, not a curated record
UUAAUGUUCGGAUACAAGUUUUUUAGCCAUGAAAUGUGAGGUGUUUAAUAAAUAGUUGUUUUAUUUUUUGUAAAUAUGGUGUGGAAGAGAGUGUUUUUGGCGGCGGUACUGUCUUCGGUUUUGGAUGUCCACAGUGAAGAGCUGUUCGGUAAUAAUGAACACUCGCAGCAGCUGCUGGAACAUCUCACAGAGUCAGAGAAGAUAUUCCUAUUUGGUGCCAAUCACAAUGAUGCUCAAUUCGAGAUCGUUCACCACCACAAGCGCUCAUCCCCCCUCCAUCAGCACCUGGGCCUCGCACCAGCGCGGCACCAACUCCUCGACCCUCAGUUCCUCGUGAUGAGGAGGUGGGCCAAUGGAACGGAAGCCCUGGGAGUUGAAGAUGAGGAGUGUUGGUACAGGAGUGAGAAUGCUGCGCUGUUUGUGUGUGAUGAUGUGAGAGGUGUAGUCAAAUCCAAUGAUAGUUACUAUUUAAUUCAUCCGCUACCAGAAAGGUUCCAUGACAAAGACUCAAAAACGCACGUCAUAGUCAAACGCACUGAAGACACUAACAAAGAAGACUCUUGUGUAGAAAAACAUAGUCUUAACACAAUCGUAGCUCCUGAACCAGCAAAAACUUGGACAAAACACAGGAGAAAAAGAGAAAUACACACGCCAAGAAAAACCUUAGAAGAAUUCAAAGUAGACUUAAAUCAUAGAAACAGAACUAUAGGAGCGUUCAUUAACAAACUAAUCACAAAAACAGAGAAGCAAACAGAAAGACAAAAGAGGGCUGUGCUACCAGCAGUGUUCGUUGAAACCGCUGUGUUUAUAGACAGAGAUUUGUACAAGCAUAUGACUGUGAAUUUUCCUAAGGAUACAGAGAGGGAGUUAGUCAGAUUCGUCCUAGCUAUGAUAAAUGCUGUACAGUUACUAUACCACGAUCCUUCAUUAGGUAGACCAGUAAAUUUUAUACUUAAAAGACUGGAGAUUCUUCAUGAGGAUCCAUCGAAUUUGAAGAGGCCUCAUGAUAUAGACAGGUUUUUGAGUAAUUUCUGUACGUGGCAGAGGCUGGAGAAUCCGCCAGGGGAUACGGAUCCAUUGCAUUGGGAUCAUGCGUUGAUAUUAACUGGAUUAGAUCUUUAUGUAGUCAGUAAGAAUGGGAAGGUCAGCAGUCAGGUUGUUGGCCUUGCACCAGUGGCAGGAAUGUGUACAGUCACAAGCAGUUGUACAGUCAACGAAGGAAGACAUUUUGAAAGCGUUUAUGUCGUUGCUCAUGAAAUAGGGCACAAUCUCGGAAUGCGGCACGACGGCCCACUAGCAGACAACGGCUGCGACCCCAGCGCCUACAUCAUGAGCCCAACGCUGGGCAGCGGCAAGAUUACCUGGUCGCAAUGCAGCAAGAAUUAUCUGCAAAAGUUCCUAGACACUGUCCAAUCCCGGUGUCUUCUCGACCACGGUAACUCGGCUGGGCAGCUGGACCAUAGUGCCGAAGGCAUACUACCAGGAGAGAGAUUUGACGCUGAUCAGCAAUGCAUGUUAAAAUACGGUCGCGGCAGCCGCCACUCCGGAGCCCAAAGUUUAGAGGACAUUUGCAGAGACCUGCAUUGUCAACGUGAGAGGUAUACCUGGACCUCGCACCCCGCUUUGGAGGGCACCAAGUGUGGAGAAGAUAUGUAUUGCCGCGGCGGAGAUUGCGUGGAGCGCGCCGGGGUGCCCCGCCGGGGUCAAUGGACGCGUUGGUCAGCCUGGUCUGAAUGCGCGUCCGCCUGCUUGCUGACAGACUCCCACGCCCCGGCAGCUACAGGGGUAGCUGUCGCUAACAGGCGCUGCCAGCGACCCAGGCAUGACAAUGGGAACAGCUACUGUUCCGGGCAUGACAAGAAAUACCAAUCUUGUCACGCACAGCAGUGUCACAAUGUGCCUCCGAUGACAGUGAGAGAGUUCGCGGACCAGAUCUGCCGGCGGGCGAGGGAAGUAGACCCUGAUCUCAUUGGAACUGGUCUGCAGAGGAUAGAUACGGAAGAUGUAAGCAGCGCUUGUGCAGUGUGGUGCGACACUCGCGGAGGAGGCUACAAAUCCCGCGGCUGGACACUACCGGAUGGCACAGCCUGCUCAACAAUGUCACCCAUGUUCUGUAUUUCAGGAGUUUGUCAAAAAUUCACGUGCAACGCAAACGCCGAUACCGAGUUCUCCCUUCGUCCGGGAGACUGCGAAUGGGAGGCUCUUCAGCUGCAGACCGCUGCUCCUCAACAGUCCACAUCAUCAUCGAAAACAUCAUCAACAUGGCGCCGCGCCGUCGGCUCUCAAUGGCGACCAUCCAGCGGCUGUCAUUACCACUGCAUAGCUCCUGGAACCGGCGUACGUCUAGUGAGAGCUUCCCGAACUACCAGCAUACAGCUGUGCAGACCUGACUCCGCAAGAGCUGACUUGGGCUGUACCCAAAGGAAGUCACCAUACCAGUACGCGACGAUGGUGUGCACGAAGUACAAGGAGAGAGUCAGAAGACUGUCAGGGCUUGGCAUGCAGAUAUCGCCAGCGCUCGAGGAUCCCGACCGGCCUUGUCGAAUAGCGUGCCAAGAUGAACGCGUAUCGCAUCGCUUCUACUUAGUUAAUGGACAUGAAGGCUGGUUCCCACUCGGAACGUCUUGUGGCAAAAACAACGCUUCUUACUGCGUCAGCGGAAAGUGCCUGGAAUUCGGUCCAGACAACACCCCACUCUCCGAAUCAGUAUUCACGCUACCCCUCCUCAACCGUAACGCCACCGUAUCCAUCUCGCGCUCGUCCCGCCACCGUCGCGACACGACACACGGCUCCGACACACAACACGGAACGGACACGGAGCGACACGGAGCCGAUACGGAGAAACACGGAGAUAGUACGGAAAAGCACGGAGACGAUACGGAACGUGAUAGGAGAAGCUUGCGUGCGCGCGGCACUAUAACAGCGACGUUAGAGCAACAUCAUUUAGAUGAUAUUAUUGCUAGACUGAAUUUGACCCAAAACCACAACGAGCACAUAAUCUACUACGACCCAAUACCGGAAACCAUCGAAGUGGACUUCAACAACCCUAUCCACAUCGCCCCGGAAGAUACAUUAAUACGGAAACCACCGAGACCUACCUGGGACUGAACACUGACCAAAUACUGGCAGACCACUGACGAACAACACUAUGAAAAACCUACAUAUU